CAUAUUUAGACAUAUUUAGAAACUACUGCAGUAUGUAGAAUGUGGCUUUUAAUGAAGUUAUAUUGCAUGGAAGAAGGACAAACUAUCAGCAAUCAUAAUUAAUGUGAGAUUAGCUCACAUUCUAGGAUUAUCUCACGAAAGAAGACAGGGAAAAACUAAAAUGUCAUUACACCAGUUUUAUUGGAGUAGCCUUACUGCGUAGCCAUAGUUACAGUAAUGAGCUGUCAAAUGAUUAUAAUUUAAUUUAUCCAUGAAAUGUGUGGAUAGAGAAAUAUUUUGACCUGAAAGGGGUCUUCACCAGGACAUAAAGGGCUUGCACAGUGUGUUGAUCAAUCAAACCCCAUUCCAGUAAAGUGAUGAGUUAAACCCCAUUUUGCCAGGUUCAAGUUCUUUUUUCUCUGGUGUCCUUUUUUGCUUGUGUGUAGAACAAAAUGGCAUAGUGAGUCUAUGAAACAGGAAUCAGACAUCCCAAUUGUUUGUGUGUAUGGAACCUUAAGACCCGUUGCUAGGCUUGUUGCUAGGUAGAAGGCAAAAGCUGACUUUGAUGAGUCAUGUCCCUAACGUUAUUUCCUCUUCAUGAUGUAGAAAUCAGUCCUCUCACGAUUUAAGAAAAUCGCCCGGUUUCUGACAUCUAGACUUCUGUGGGAACUGAGAAAGCAUUAAUUACUGGAUCACAUGGGCUCAUGUCCCCCACAGAUGGGCUCAGCUAAAUUGUAGUUAUUUAUGCCGGCUGAAAAGCAGGGCGGACAGACCUGUCCCCCAGAGAGUACUAGCAAGGCUGAGGAGAUAUGUUUGCGUCAUCUAAAGCAGGAGAAACGCAAACAUGCCCUGUUAAAAGGCCUUGUGCUCUCAGUAUGUCAUCAGGCACUUUAAAUACAAAUGUGUUGUCUUGCUUGCAAUUAUCUUAAUUACCAUUAUCAAUCCCUCUUUUUUUCUGUGACUGAUGGUGAUAAUAUGCAUCUGUUUCUGAACUCAAGAUGCUCUCCAACAAACAUCCCAUAACCGUCUGACGGCCUUUUGGCAAUCAAAGAGCACUAUAGUCUUUAGUUAGACCUAAAAUCACAAAUAAGAACCAUCAUGCCAGAAGUUUCAGAUUUAUUUCUACCUCUUUAUUUGGUGACGUAAGGUAGGCCGCCCAUUGGCUAGUAUGAAGUUAUAUCUGUGGAACAUUUGUGAUUGUUUCCCUGAGGGACCCUGGGAUUGUGAGAUAGCAGCAUAGCUGACCCGGUCACAAUGCCUGUGGUUGGUUCAAAACAUUGUAAAUACUAACGCUUCCACAGUGAAGCAUACGCCAACAAUUUAAAGAGAGCAGAGCCAUUAGCAUUUCAUUUACGACUUGUGUGUGGGGAAAUCGGUGCACAUCAGUCCUGGAAUUCUAGACUAUUCUAUUCAUUUUCCAUCAGAUAAACAACAAACAAAAAAAGGUCCAGACAAUGAUCUGUUGCAUAUGGCGCUUUCUGUUGUUGGUGAAUGCCCCAGCGCAAACUAUAUUUGCUAGUUAAAUAUUAAUAGUUAAAAGAGCUGUAGGUUUAGCUAACAAACUCACAGUGUUAUAUGUCAAUGUGGAUAGAUAAAUCAACGGAAAGGGCACUGGAAAUUAUUUGUUUUCAGAACCUGUAGUUAACAGUGUGGUGAAAUGGAGUGACUUGACAUAAUUGCACACUAAAUUUGGAUGGUGUAUUACGUUGCUUAUAGUCGGUUGCCAUGUGGAUCUGGAUGAAAUCCUCAUAGGCCUUUUGCAUUUGCGAAGCGCGAGGGAACCUGAAUGCACAUGUAAUGAAUAGCUUGGCACCAGCCUUAAUUACAAGGGUGUGGCAGUGGCGAUCUUGGCCUGCGCAGAAAUCACAUCCGCAUUGAAACCAGAUGAGUGGUCUCCAGUUUCCAAUGGCCGUCUCCCGCACAGACUGAUGUAACAUCCUCUCUUCUCAGUCAAGCUCUGUGACUGCUCUGCUACGAAACAGGAGACCCUGGAUACCGUGUGGUCCAGGCCCCAUUGAGUCAAAGGAAAUUUCCCCAGGAAGCACUCUUGGCAACUUAAGGGUUAAACAGGCCAUGUGAUCCCUCCCCCCCCUCCCCACCUCGUGCGCACGCACACUUGUUGCCGUUGGAGACCAGGUCCCGGCGAGGUGCGGACAGCCGACAGUCCGUACAGUGUUGUCAGCUCAGAGGCAACAAAAGGGGUGGGAGGGAUUUAACUUUUGUCUCGCCGCUCUUUUUCCUCUCCCUCCCCUCCUAUUUUUUGUGUGUGUGUGUGCGUUUGUGUGUGUGUAUGUUUCUGUUAGACUGAGUCUCAGGUUACUGGCUGCAUAGCUCACCUGUAGCUCCGGAGCAGUUUGGACCUUUUUUGGCAGAGUCUUCGUGCCAUUUCUGUGGGGCCGGCGUGCCUGCAGUGAGGAAUGUGUCCAGCCGCGCCUCGCUGAGGAGAAGAGGGGGAAUGUGAAACACAAGAGUGCGGAGCAGACUCGCGUGGAGGGAGGCGGAGGAGGAGGAGGAAGUGUGCCUCUCACGCUGGAGCCCAGCUUCCCUCCCCUCAGUGUUUAGACCGACACGGCGCGCUCCUCGGCAGGGGAAAUGGGGCGCUGAGACGACGGGCUGCCAGGAUUAUUUCUAACAAAACAGCCGAACAAAAGAGAGCAGGACAGAGGGUGGGACGCGCCUCGCAAUGUCGGGGAAGAAUUCGGUGGGGGACCUGGUGCCCCGAGACAUUACAGAGGUCCUGGCACGGGAGAGCAAGACCAACAAGAGCAAGAGGAAGCAGGGGGCCUCCUUCAGCCGGGCCUUCAGCUGGCUCAAGGGCACCAAGAGGAAGAGCACCAGCAACGGGCAGAGCCGAGGGGCACGAGCGGGCGCGGGCGAGAGCAGGGUGGGCAAGCCCACCCAGCUGGACCCCAAUUCUGCAAAAGCUGUAUCGAAGCAGGAGGAUGAGAGGAAGCUCACAGUCCAUUACAAGGCCUCCCAGCACUACCAGGAGAACGUGUUCAUCGAGGGGAGCCGGCCGCAGUACCUGGAGGACCUGCACACUGAGGCCCAGGAGGGUCUGAAGAUCCUGCAGCAGGAGGGACACGAUAAUGGGACAGAUUACGGAGAUGACCAAAGUAUCAAUUCGGUUGUGGCACGCCUGCAGCCAGAGGAGGCAGCCGAGGCCGAAGAGAGAAAAGGAUCCCUGGAGUUGGGUAGCACUACUGCUGAGACAGUAUCACCUGGAUUGACUGGGUCUUCACGGUCAGCGCUGAUUCGCCAAGGUUCCACAUUCAAGCCACUCAACCCAGUUAAGAGGCUGGAGAAAAGCAGGAAGCGGAGCAGAAGGACCACUAUAAUGGGUAUACCACACCACGUUCAGAAAGAGCUUGGGCUGGAAAGAGCACAAUUGUUUCGACAAAAUGCAGAUGGACACCUAAGGAAUGGCAGUGAAGGUGCCCCUAGUAUUGUAGUCAUCCCAACAAUUGAUGGAGAGGUCCCAGUGCCUAAUCACGAAGGGGCACGAGUGCACCUCCAAGACCUUGAGGCUCUGCAGUCUUCCAAAGAGGAGGAACUCCUGAAGCGUCACAUCCAGGCGGUUUACAGGGACGACCUGGUGUUCAAUCGCAAGGAGAACCCCGGCAUGUCACCCAUACAGAGGCCCAAGUCACUGGCUGUGCCAGGCAUGACCACCAGCAACUUCCUACAGGAGCCUCAGGGCCCCGUCAUGUCCAUUUCACCCCAGGCCACCUACCUGUCCAAGAUCAUUCCCAAUGCUGUCAUGCCAGCGGCUGUAGAUGUGAUCGAGAUCAGCCGUAGUCGCAGUCGGAGCAGUGUGCGCACGGUGAGCAAGAGCAGCCUGGUGACAGCCAGUCCAGUCUCUUCACGCUCCAGCGCCCCGAAGGGCCUCUCUUCUGCUAGCUCCAACUGGAGCCACUCACAGUCUUCUGAGACCAUCAUCUCCAACUCCUCCACUAUCUCCUCCAAGAGCAGUGCCUCCACCCCCCGUGCCCCUACCGACACCGAGGAGGCCAGGGAGCCCUCUCAGCAGACCGCCACAGACCAGGUGAGCAUCAGCAGCUCAAUCAGCUGGGUCAGCUCAGACAGCACAGCCAAGCAGAGGGCGGAGGCAGGGGCGCCCAGCUCGAGGGAGGCAGAUGAUGCAGAGAAUCUCCAGAAUGACAGAUUGUUUGUGCGUAGCCUGUCCAUAGUAAAGACCAAAAUGCCACCAGCACCCCCCAGGAGGACAUACUCCCUGCAUCACGAAAAGAUCAAGCGGCGCUCCCGUGAGUUGACUGUUACCAAGGGCAUUUCUGAUUCCAAGGGGGCUGAUGGGAAUAUGACCCGAGCUAAGGGAGGGAAGAGGAGCAAUGCAGUGGAGGAAGCUCUCUCACCAGUAACUUCUAGUAGUGCUGGAAGCCCUGCCUACUCUGCAGACUCCAGCUCUUUGGAGAACUCCAGGUCUUCUGCAGCCAGCAGUCCACUGAGUGCUGACCAGGCAGCCAACAGUGAAGGUAUACCAGCUGCACAUACGGUCUCCGUUGACUCAUCCCCCCACAAACUGCCCUCCCCAGCAAACAGGUUUGAAAGGACCAUGUCACCCUCCAGUGGCUACUCCAGCCAGAGUGGCACCCCUACACUCUCUGCCAAAGAGAUCUGCCCUCCCUCCCCAGAGAAAAAGAAGUCUCAGCCUGUAAAACCAGAGAGAACAGGCACCCGGUCAUCCCCAGCUGUAUCCAUCUCAUCCUCUUUAACAUCCCUAUCUUCUGGUGCAUCUGAUCCCACUCACCAGGAGGCCCCAGCUAACCACCAGCCUGGCAAGCUUCCAAAGCCUUCCCCUCCUACUGUUGGGAUGAGCACCAAAGUAACCCCCACACCUGCAGCAGUCAUGCUCAGGGAUAUGUUUGACAUUCCACCACCCCCGAAAGUCAAAGCACCUUCUCCCCCACCCCCUGAGACAUGGAUGCAGAACAAACACACAUGUGACUUGUUAUAUGGUGCAAAUGCCUUUUCUGCCAGGAUUGCUGCACUGCAAAACCAACAGCAGAGAAAGGAACCUCUCCAGGUACAAAAACCAGAGGCUCCCCAAACACAGAUUAAAGAGCUUAGCUUAGUCAGUACACAACCCCAAAAGCAGGAUGAGACGGCUGGAAAGGAGGAGUGCAUGUUGCUAAGCAAAGACGAGCCUAUGUCAGCACAGAAACCGGACCAUUCAUUGGAAUGUGCCAGUGAGUCAAUGUCAGUAAGGACUGAGGCAAGUCUGGAAGUCCAAGUGAAAGAGGAUGAAAGUCCUGUGGUUGAAAAGAAGGAAAAAGCAAGUUUAAUGAUGCAGAGACAGGAGGACGAAGGUCCAGUCACCCAGCAGAAGGAAAAAGAAAGCCCAGUAGUACUGAAGAAGGAACCUCCUCCUGUCAUGAGAAAAACGAUUCCAGUGGUACAUAAAAAGGAACCCGAGAAGGUUAUGGAAAGUCUGUUAGUGCAGUCGACAGACACUGCCAUAGAGGUGAAGAUCCACAUUCCCCCUAAGGAGGAGAUUGUUGCCACACAGAAGGAUGAAACCACCCCUAAUGAUAUAGGUAACAGUCCCAUUACAGUGCAGACAACUAGUCCUCAAUCAUCCAUGCAGACUCUUUCAGUAGAUGCUCCCAAAAUAAGUGGAGUUUCUCCACCUCCUUCCCCACCCCCUGCCCACCAUCCUCCACCACCUCCCUCAAAACAGACCACUACCACUUCAGUGUCCAACUCCGUGCAUGAGGACAACAUGGAAACCCCAGCAGCAGAUAGCUCUUGGCCUCCUCCCCCUCCUCCAAUGGUGGAGGCAUCUGGACUAGUCUUUGAGGAGCAGGAUGAACUAGACUUUCCCCCACCCCCACCCCCACCCCCGAUAUUGCAAGACCCUCUGCUGGAUAGAGUGGAGAGCUGUCCUGUAAUUACUGAGUUUCAUGAAUUCUCUGUGACCUCUGAAGGACCUACUAAAACAGAAGACUCAACCUCCGGAGAUACUAGCGAGUCAACAAUGAUCAAUUCAUCCCAGUCAGAUACUUCUAUACACGUUCAACUAUGUCCUACUCCAGCUCAACCUUAUGAGAAUAAUGACUGUUCAUCACAGGAAGACCUUCUUAUGCAAAAUGAUGUCUCUCCACCGAAGGAAGUACAUAAUCUGCAAGAAAAGCUUGUUCCCACACACACAGAAGCCUCACAUGUGCCAGAGUACAUCCCACCCCCUCCACAGGAAGCUCCUCCUCUACCACCUAUGGUACCUGUUGUAACCUUGUCUGCUUCUCCUGCAAAUUCAUCCCUUGAACCCUCCAUUACUCUUCCUCCGUUACCAUCUAUAAAUGUCCCAUGUGCACCGCCUUUGCCUGUAGAAAACCAGACUCCUGUGAGCUUUAGAAGACAGCCAAGUCUUGCAAACCGAACAAGCAAAGACCAGCUGUCGCGGACCAAAGGUGUACCCAUGCCCAAGGAGGAUGCUAACAUUCCCCUGGUCACACCUUCCCUUCUCCAGAUGGUUCGCCUGCGUUCUGUCAAUGUCGGUGAUGAUCAGGUUUUAGCCCCAUGUGAGGAUGGUAAACCUGGUGAUGGAACCAGCCUCAGUCUGGAACAAAACCAGGGCCAGACUUUCAGCCAGAGUGUGCCCCAGAAGCCCAUCCGUAAGUCUCUGUCGGUGAAGUCCCCAACUGGCACUGCCACCUCCCCUUCAAUGCGUCUGCAGGAGGCCAUCCGUAUGAAGACAGCAGCUAUGUCUUCCAGAGAUGGGCUCCCAGCCAGGCUCAACCUACGUUCCUCCGUAUCUUCAACCAGUAGCGGGGAGAUAGGGGUGCGCUCUCCAAGGUUACAAGAAGACCUACAGAAAUCCCCAGCCUCUACUGCCAGCUUUAUCUUCUCCAGGAGUACAAAGAAGGUGGUCAUUGAGACACCCUCAUCCCCUGAGGCUCAGUCUAACCUCAAACAGAGCCUUGUGGCUGAGCUCAUGCAGGUAUCCGACCAAACCAAAUUACUGUCCACCAAUGGUAAGCCCAGCACCCAGAUAAAGAAGCUGGGAAAAGUGCCUCCGCCUGUCGCCAAGAAGCCGGCACAUGGACCGAACCUUUCUGACAAACUAGUGCACUCCACUGAAAACAUGGGGUACUCCCAGUGUGAGCUGAGCAAUUCCUCUCCUAUGGGGUCUGAAGCCAAUGGACAAACUGAAGGAGUGCAACCUGCUGGCCAGCACGCACAACCAGAGGAGGGCCAAAACACAGCAAGUCAUCAAGAUACAGUGACACUUGGCUACUGACUCAGUGACCAAUCAAAAAAUCAGGAAAACCCAAAAGGACUCAAAAAUGCACAGAGAGAGAGAGAGAUGAAGAGACACACCUAUUAAGUAGGCAACUGAGAGCACUCAAUGGGAGAAGUCUUAUUAAAAGCCUUAGCCUUAAAAUGGCCUUCAUAUUUAUACAACAAAUGGUGUUGGUCUUUAAAUUCUUUAAUAUUAUAGCUUUAUUUUGGAGUAUUUUUCUAAAAUGUAUAGUCUUUCUGCUCUGGCAACAUUGCAAGAAGUAUGCGCUUGAGUAGGUGCAUUCCAGUUGGAUUUUGUAAAUUCCCCAUUCCACAUUUGACUGCAAGAUUAGGUCGCCAUCUUGUGGUUGUAAUGGGAGGUAACCACUUCUGCCAAGUUCAGAAAGAGGGAGGGUUAAGUCUGCGUGGUCUGCGUGGUUGGUCAUUACACUCUUGUAUAUACCUGAAACUGUAUUUUUUCCUAAAUAAAAUAUCACCUGAAAAACAUGCACUAUUCCUUUUUGGAGUGUAGCUGAAAUAAUGAUCAUCACAUCCAUUUCUGUAGUUUAUUUUCUGUUAUCUACCUUGAGAAGCAAGUAUAGUAUAUUAUGUACCAGUAUAUUAUCCAUUCCACAUGCAUAAUUUAUUUCUUACUUAUGGUAUAGUUACUGAAAUUACAAAAUACUUGUAGCUUAUGAUUUAACUUGUAGUACAAUAAGUAGUAAUAGAUUACACAUUUUUAAUAUAACUCUUUUAUGGCUUAACAAAAAGGGAUAAUGCAUAUUUUUUGGAAGAAGAAAAUCAAAUAUUAGAGCUGUCAAUCAAAAUAAGCACUUUGUAAGGUAAAUAAGCUGCCCCACGUUUGCUGGAAUCGGCAUGGCAGUGUUUCAAUUGAGAUAAUAGUAUGGUUCCGAGACUAAUAGUAAAGUUGAAUUAGCUGCUUCAUAGUUUAACUCCAGGGCAGGAGUGUGCAAAGCAUUUUAACACUGUUACCACUGACACCCUAAAUUACAGUGAUUGGGAUGUUCAUACAUUUUAUGACUUUCUCAUUUAAUUUUUUCUAUAUUAUAUUUUGUGUAUUUUGUCCUUGUAAUUAAGGAGAGACUACUUUUUCAGUAUGUCUAUCAGGCAAUGUGCUUGAUAUAUUAUUUUGAUUCAGUGUUUCUUAACUCCAUUCCUGUAGCAGGUCUUCACCGCUGUUUGUGCAUGCUGGCUUUAAAAGACAGUACUUGGUCUGGGAUGGACGUGUAGCUAGAACUGUAAAAGGUCUGCCUCUUAGGUAAUCAGGUAACUCUGACCACACGUAAAUGCAUGCAGUAAUUUUCUCUUCGGAGUAGUAUGCAUACUUUUAUAACAUACCUGUGUGUUUAUGUGCACUUGUACAUGCUUUGUACUUUUAUAUGGCUCUUUUGUUUGUUUUACUGUUCAAGCAGUCAUUUUAAAUCAUUCUGUUUGCUUCCAAAGUAUCAAUGCAUUAUGGGACUUCAGCUGUCCAUGACUGCACUCAUUUGAAUGGAUGUUUGGACUGGGUUACAGCAGUGGUGCAGUCUGUCUGUGGCACGUCUGUUCCAACAGCUCAUGUGGAUGAACUUGGGCCUUCCCACUGCAGUUUUAAAAAGCCAGUGCCCUAAUCAUCCUUCUGGUAACAGUAGCCCAGGAAUAGACCAUCCAAGGGCACUCAUCCUCAUGUUCUGGGCACAUCUCUGUCAAAUCUUCUAGUUUGGUGGAAGGGAUGUUUCACCAAGUGUUUUUGAGGAGACUAGCCCCUGGCUUGCAUGAACUGUUGCAUAAGCCAUAGAUGAACAAGUCCACUCCAUUCUAUUUCCUAAGACCAAAUAUAUGCAGGUUUAGUAGGUUUCAAUCAAUGAGCAAUAGAUUAUUAUUAGUCACAAACAUGUGGUGCAGAAGAAGCCCACCCCAAUAAACCCAUGAGGACCAGAGACUCCCAGCUGUUAAUGAUCUGGAAUGCCACACCCCCUGGGAUAACCUGUUCCUAACAGGCCCCAUGCACAACAUUAGCACCCCAUAUUUUUUCUUUAAUGUUAUAUUGUGGUGUCAUAAACCCAUCAUUUCAUUCACUGCCGGAGAAAAAAGGGGCAGAACAUUGUAGAAAGGGGCAUUCACAAAAGGGUGAUGUAUGCAGGGAACCGUUUGCCCGGGUUUACUCCUUGCAACAAGUAUUAAAUUCAGUCUCUUUUCUACUGUAUAUCCACUGGAGAUCUUUCUUUCUUUGAUGCAAUAUUGCACAACUGUCCUGGUAAAAUCACUUAAAUGAGAACAUGUUAUCUUCAAUCUUAUUUUCCAAGGCCAAAAUUGCAAUACCUUCUGCCUUGGAAAUACAAAUUUAAUAUUGAAAAAUAUACAAUAAUAAUGUACAGUUGCUAUGUCUUUGUUAAGAAAAAGAGAGUAUAAAUAAAUUCUUUAGAACUCA
Molecule: messenger RNA, 9649 nt
Organism: Conger conger (European conger)
Lineage: Eukaryota; Metazoa; Chordata; Actinopteri; Anguilliformes; Congridae
Gene: nhsl3
Product: NHS like 3
Exons: 10
Coding region: 2663-7237 (1524 amino acids)
Biological process (GO): cell differentiation
Source: RefSeq, a predicted model, not a curated record